CGGAAGUGGGUGGAGCUCCGGCUGGCUGGGAAAUGUCAGCCGAUUGACUAGGAGCGGGUUUUCCUUUUCCCGGAGCCCACGGGCCUUCGGGUGAUCGCCGCCACGGUCGCCCGGGACUGAAGGAUCCGUGACCCCGGCGGGCUGCGGCGGACGCGAAGCUUCUGAGUCCCUUCCAGACGCUGUCUGGCGAGGUCGGACGUGAACAGAUAUGGUCCAGAACUAUCCAUGAAUCAGUUUGGUUGGAGAUUGUGAACAUUCAAUAAUGAGUGGUGCAGCUUUAGGACUUGAGAUUGUUUUCGUCUUUUUUCUGGCAUUGUUCCUCCUGCAUCGCUAUGGAGACUUUAAGAAACAGCACAGACUUGUAAUCAUUGGAACACUGCUUGCUUGGUACCUCUGUUUUCUUAUUGUCUUCAUACUGCCGCUGGAUGUUAGUACGACAAUAUAUAACCGAUGCAGGCAUGCUGCUGCAAAUUCCAGCCCUCCUGAAAAUAACAAUGUUACGGGAGUGGAUGCAGCUGUCACUCCAGCUCCAAGACAGCAUCCAUGUUUCAAGCCAUGGAGUUACAUUCCAGAUGGAAUCAUGCCAAUUUUCUGGAGAGUAGUUUAUUGGACAUCACAGUUUUUAACAUGGAUUCUGUUACCUUUUAUGCAAUCAUAUGCAAGAUCUGGAGGUUUUUCCAUCACUGGAAAGAUAAAAACAGCACUGAUUGAAAAUGCAAUCUAUUACGGCACUUACUUACUGAUAUUUGGAGCAUUUCUAAUUUAUGUAGCUGUAAACCCACGCUUGCAUUUAGAAUGGAACCAACUUCAGACUAUUGGGAUAGCUGCUGCCAACACAUGGGGUCUCUUUCUCCUUGUGUUAUUAUUGGGGUAUGGCUUGGUGGAAAUUCCUCGGUCAUACUGGAAUGGAGCCAAAAGGGGUUAUCUUCUUAUGAAGACUUACUUUAAGGCAGCCAAACUGAUGACAGAGAAAGCAGAUGCAGAAGAGAAUUUGGAGGAUGUAAUGGAGGAGGUUCGUAAAGUGAACGAGAGCAUCAAGUAUAACCACCCAUUGAGAAAAUGUGUUGACACAAUACUUAAAAAGUGUCCUACAGAUUAUCAGGAAAAGAUGGGUAGGAAUAUGGAUGAUUAUGAAGAUUUUGAUGAAAAGCGUAAUACAUACCCAAGUGAAAAAAGUUUGGUAAAAUUGCAUAAACAGGUGAUUUAUUCAGUUCAAAGGCACCGUAGGACUCAAGUGCAAUGGCAGAUUCUUUUGGAACAGGCAUUCUAUCUAGAAGAUGUAGCAAAAAAUGAAACUAGCGCAACUCACCAAUUUGUUCACACCUUUCAGUCACCUGAGCCAGAAAAUCGAUUUAUCCAAUAUUUUUAUAAUCCUACUAUUGAGUGGUACUGGGAAUGCCUUCUGCGCCCGUGGUUUCACAGGACCCUUGCAGUGGUUUUGUCUGUCUUCUCUGUGAUUGUUGUGUGGUCAGAGUGCACCUUCUUUAGCACAACUCCCGUCUUAUCCCUUUUUGCAGUAUUCAUACAGCUGGCAGAAAAAACAUACAAUUAUAUUUAUAUUGAGAUUGCUUGCUUCCUUUCCAUCUUCUUCUUAAGCAUCUGUGUUUACUCUACUGUGUUCAGGAUCCGUGUGUUUAACUACUACUACCUGGCUUCACACCAUCAGACCGAUGCUUACAGCCUUCUUUUCAGUGGCAUGUUAUUUUGCCGUUUGACUCCUCCUUUAUGUCUUAACUUCCUGGGAUUGACCCAUAUGGAUUCAUCCAUCUCCCACCAGAAUACCCAGCCAACUGCAUAUACAUCUAUCAUGGGUUCCAUGAAAGUUUUAUCCUUUAUUGCAGAUGGAUUCUAUAUAUAUUAUCCUAUGUUGGUAGUAAUUCUCUGCAUUGCUACAUAUUUUAGUUUGGGCACCCGUUGUUUGAAUCUGCUUGGUUUCCAGCAGUUCAUGGGAGAUAAUGAUAUGACUUCAGAUCUAGUUGAUGAAGGAAAAGAAUUAAUCAGACGAGAGAAAAGAAAAAGGCAAAGGCAAGAGGAAGGUGAAACUAGAAGAAGAGAGUGGAAAGAACGUUAUGGACACAACAGAGAGGAUUCCACUCGGAACAGAAACGUUCAUCCUGACCCCAAAGAGUCAAAUUUCUCAGACACUACUACCAAUUGGUCAUCCAAAUACACCAGGGCUAAUAACAGGACUGAAAGAGACCGAAUAGAACUUCUCCAGGAUGCAGAACCUCUGGAUUUUAAUGCAGAAACCUUUACUGAUGAUUCUCUGGAGCCUGAGUCAGGGAGGUAUCAACCUGGUGGGCGAUACCUCUCCAUGUCUUCCAGCAUAAUAUUUGAAGAUAUCUAAAGUCUGAAGUAAUUCAUGGAUCAAGUAACCAAGGUCAACACAUGAGCUCAGCCUUUAUGAACAUCUUUGUGCCCUGUAUUUCCUCUGUUCUCUCUGUAAGCGGUGUGAGGGUAACAAAAACAGCAUUGAAAUCAAUCCCAUCUUAACAAUAUUAGGUUGUAGUGUGUUGAGUAGAGCAUCCUCUUUUCUGAUAGGCUUUAUUGGAGACCAUCUGAAGCAUCUGCCUUAGAAGUGUAGUUAGGUGGAAGGAUUCAACUCAUGAUAAACAUAGAGCUAACUUGGUUUCAAGCUAAUUUUUUAGGAAAGUUAUUUUAAAGUUCAAUGAAGCCAUAAGUCACACUAAAUUCUACAAUUUUAUAACUAAUUUAAAUUUUUACUAUUUCUUUAAAAAUGUUCAACCUACAUUUUCCAAAGAACUGAAAGUGAACUGAGACCUCAAAUAAUUACUGUAUUCACUAAACUCAUGUCUUAAAACAAGGCUUAUGUAUCAGACAUAACUGAAUGUAAACAGCUUUUCUUCAGAUCUGUAUACACUUGCGUGGGAUUGUGCAUGUACAAUUAAGAUGAUUCUUCAAUUGAUGGUGUUAGUGUCCUUAGCAUGUGUAUUCUAAUUGGGUGAUGUGUUAUUCUUCUCUGUCUUUGUAGUAACUGGAUCUUUUUAUGGUUUUGAUAUUAUUGCUUUGUAAAAGAUUUUCAUUUCAGAGAAAAAUAUUCAUCUUUAACAUUUAGAAUAUUGACUUAAUGCUAAUCAUUCCAUCCAAGAAAAAUCCUAAAUAUUAAUGAUGAAUAGAUUUGUUUGUUUUAUGGCCAAAGAUUUCUCCAGAUUCUCUAAUAUUUAAAUUGUUUUAAAGAUUUAUUUUAUUUAUAUGAGUACACAGUAGUUGUUUCCAGACACACCAGAAGAGGGCAUCAGACCCCUUUACAGAUGGUUGUGAGCCACCAUGUGAUUGCUGGGAAUUGAACUCAGGACCUUUGGAAGAGCAGUCAAUGCUUUUAACCCCUAAGGUAUCUCUCCAGCCCCAGUUCUCUAAUAUUUAAAAGAUGCCUGUUAAUGCUCCUUGUAAAGAAAACAUCUGGCUGUUCAGCUAUUGAAUGGUAAAAAUAAAAAUAAUCCAUUCAUGAGUAUUGCUAACACUUAAAUUAUAGCAUAGAAAAAAAAACAGAAAAAUGUAUUUGAAUGAAAAUGUGUAGUAAUAACUUGUUUGUUAAACAUGCUUAUUAUUUUAAAUUGGUUGUUUCAACCUUUGGAUUUAAGCCAAAGUUGGGUAUUAUGUUUUAAAGAGCCAUUGUUUUAUUACCAAGUGAACAUGGCUUAGCAUGUGUUAGCAGGGAUUAUUCUAUUUGUGAUUCUUACAGAAUACAUUCUACAUGGGGUGAUCAGACUUGAACUUGUCCAGGACAGUUUCUUACCUGUUUACCAUGCAAUUAUUACUAGUGUUCAAGUGUUCUGUCAUAUGUUGAGGACAUAGUUCUGUAUAGGUACUGAAAGGAAGCAUUCAAUUCUCAUUAUCUUUUUUGUGUGUGUGUGUGUUUUUUUUUUCUUUUUUUUUUAUUAUCUUUUUUUUUAAUGGUUGCAUUUUUUAUGACCUUCCACAUAGAUUCUCCCUUUAAAUAAUUAUCAAUAGAUAGAUUUACUCUGAAUUGAAGGUUGCGUAGCCCGCUCGAUCAUAGGACAUAUAUGCAUAUAACCUUUUACUGUGAAAUGCAGUUAGAGUGCAAUUGACCAGGACAGUGAUAAUGUAAUGCUGCUUAUAAUUUCAUGAUUGGUUUCUGGAAUACCUUAGGCAGAUCACGGAACCUUUCAGUGCCUCGGUUUCUUCAUUUUCAGAAUGAAGGACUUAUUUACUACUUUCCUACUGAUCUACCUCACUAAACUGUUGUGAGGGAGUUAAAUUGAUGAUCAUGUGCUGGGUUUUAGAAAGACAAAGCAAGUUGUCUGCUGUGCUGCGCUCUUGUGUUCUCUCUCUCUCUCUCUCUCUCU
Molecule: messenger RNA, 4328 nt
Organism: Mus pahari (shrew mouse)
Lineage: Eukaryota; Metazoa; Chordata; Mammalia; Rodentia; Muridae
Gene: Lmbrd2
Product: LMBR1 domain containing 2
Exons: 18
Coding region: 263-2347 (694 amino acids)
Biological process (GO): adrenergic receptor signaling pathway
Cellular component (GO): membrane
Source: RefSeq, a predicted model, not a curated record